AUGCAUCUGUACGGUGCUGAUAAGGUGAAUGCCGCAAGUUUAAGCUACAAGUAUGCCACCAAGUAUAUUAAAAGCAAUCCGGAUUCUCUGGACGUAGAAACGGCGUACAAAAAGGUCAAGAACAAAUACUAUGGAUAUUCUGCCAUGCACAUUUUACACAAGUUCAAUUUAGCUGACGACAAGUACUUAAAUCUGGUGACCCAGCCGGACACGCUGGUGGAAAAUCUCUACAUGGACCCGAGGAUUAUAAAGCAAGCCCAGUCAGUAAAUUUGGGAUAUCCAGAUAUAAAUAGAGCUGUAGAUUCCUUAGCGGAGUUAUUCGCACUGAAAAUAACGAAGAUGAGGAUCAGCCUUCUCAAUCAGUGGCUGAGCAAUUCGUCAGUUCUUGACUUGGAUACAACGUCGGUAUUUCUUCCGAAUAUGUCUACGCAAGUGAAAAACUUCGAUGGCGACGAUAAUUUGAAAAGAGCGAUCUAUGUUUGUGGAAGUGGAGACCUAGAAACGUGGCAGACUUACUUGCUGACUGUCGGGCUAUUUGAGGACAAAAACGAUGAACAGAAAAGCCUCUCGUUCAAAGCGAAGGCUCUGAAGUGUUUCUGCGCUAUAACUGACAAAGAAAAGAUUGCAGAGUUGACGAAAAUCAGCUAUCUGGAAUUUUUGGAUUUCGUUGACAAGCUCACAUUGUUGAGUGAGUUGGAGUGCCUCGGAAUAUCUUUGACCAUCGAAACUCUGGAUCAGUAUAACAAGAAAGAGCUGUUGAAAAGGCUGUCACAGAUUGGAAAACCUCUGGCCAUCAAGAGCAUGGGCUCUAUUUGCAUGACUUAUUUUUUGGACGAGAAUCGAUAUUGGGAAUAUAUCAUUAAGAAUUCCAUUAAACUUAGAAUGGUAGAAGAAUUGAAAGUUUAUGUAGACUAUUUGAAAGACAACUGUGAUAAGAACUAUUUUAUCAAGGCCUGGCAGGUCAUCAUCGAAAAUGCGUUCCAGCAAACUAAGUGUUUGACCGAUGACGAACUGGAGGAGAUGUGUAUCAAGAAUUUUUUGAUGAUCCAGGCCUGUCCAGUAUUAUUCUAUUUGGAUUUCGAGAAGAUCAUACAGUUGUGCCUAAAUUUAAGAAAAUUUGAAUACGCAGCAGUAUUACUCCAGUACUUACCGGAAGAUAAGAAGACUCUUUAUUCGGAGGAAAUUCUAAAAUGCGAGACUGUUCUCAUGGAUUUGGAGAAUUUGGACAAUAAAGGAAUAUGGGGGAUACGAAAUAUUAAAAAAUGGCUGGGAGAGAAGGCUGGCAGGAUAUGUUAGGAGAAUAUAAUAGAAAGAUCUGUACAUAAAUUUUAUUUUUAUACUAAAUAAACCUAAGAACACUGUUGAA
Messenger RNA from Leptinotarsa decemlineata (Colorado potato beetle), 1366 nucleotides. RefSeq names its product kinetochore-associated protein 1. Gene Ontology annotation, biological process: protein localization to kinetochore involved in kinetochore assembly; mitotic spindle assembly checkpoint signaling; mitotic sister chromatid segregation. Gene Ontology annotation, cellular component: cytoplasm; RZZ complex; kinetochore microtubule. Gene Ontology annotation, molecular function: small GTPase binding. NCBI's taxonomy places the organism in Eukaryota, Metazoa, Arthropoda, Insecta, Coleoptera, Chrysomelidae. The record is from RefSeq and is a predicted model, not a curated record.